Amaranthus tricolor (Joseph's coat) is the source of this 2514-nucleotide messenger RNA. Its product is annotated as protein Ycf2-like. NCBI's taxonomy places the organism in Eukaryota, Viridiplantae, Streptophyta, Magnoliopsida, Caryophyllales, Amaranthaceae. The transcript is spliced from 5 exons. Bases 1 to 2514 code for a protein of 837 amino acids. The record is from RefSeq and is a predicted model, not a curated record. Gene Ontology annotation, molecular function: ATP hydrolysis activity; ATP binding.
AUGAAUCGGAAGCAGGAAACAGGAUCAAUUGAUGAUAUGCAAGAAGUUUCUGAAUUAUUUGAUGAAAUUGAUUGUUCGAUUUCCUCUGUUAUGAUCACAUUCAAUGGAAUGUUCAAUGAUUCAAACCAAGAGAUAGUGCUUUCUUCUAUUCAAUCCUUUCAACGAGAUAGUGCUUUUUCAACUCUCUCAAAAUGGAAUCUAUUCCAAACAUAUAUGCCAUGGUUCCUUACUUCGACAGGGUACAAAUAUCUAAAUUUUCUAUUUUUAGAUACUUUUUCAGACCUAUUGUCAAUACUAAGUAGCAAUCCAAAAUUUUUAUCUAUUCUUCAUGAUAUUAUGUACAGAUCAGAUAUAUCAUGGCGAAUUCUUCAGAAAAUUUUGUAUCUUCCACAAUGGAAUCUGAUAAGUGAGAUUUCGAGUAAGUGUUUACAUAAUCUUCUUCUGUACGAAAAAACAAUUCAUCAAAAUAAUGAGUCACCAUUGAUAUGGACACAUCUGGGAUCUCCAAAUGUUCGGGAGUUCUUCUAUUCAAUCCUUUUCCUUCUUCUUCUUGCUGGAUAUCUCGUUCGUACACAUCUUCUCUUUGUUUUUCGAGCCUCUAGUGAGUUACAGACAGAGUUCGAAAAGGUCAAAUCUUUGAUGAUUCCAUCAUACAUGAUUGAGUUGCGAAAACUUCUGGAUAGGUAUCCUACAUCGGAACCGAAUUCCUUCUGGUUAAAGAAUCUCUUUUUGGUUGCUUUGGAACAAUUAGGAGAUUCCUUAGAAGAAAUAUGGGGUUCUGUUUCUGGCGACAACAUGCUAUUGGGUAGUGGUCCCGCUUAUGGGUUCAAAUCAAUACGUUCUAAGAAAAAAUAUUUGAAUAUUAAUCUAAUCGAUAUCAUCGAUCUCAUAAGUAUCAUACCAAAUCCCAUCAAUCGAAUCACUUUUUCGAGAAAUACGAGACAUCUAAGUCAUACAAGUAAAGAGAUCUAUUCAUUGAUAAGAAAAAGAAAAAGGGUGAACGGUGAUUGGAUUGAUGAUAAAAUAGAAUCCUGGGUCGCGAGCAGUGAUUCGAUUGAUGAUGAAGAAAGAGAAUUCUUGGUUCAGUUCUCCACUUUAACGACAGAAAAAAGGAUUGAUAAAAUUCUAUUGAGUCUGACUCAUAGUGAUCAUUUAUCAAAGAAUGACUCUGGUUAUCAAAUGAUUGAACAACCGGGAGCAAUUUACUUACGACACUUAGUUAACAUUCAUAAAAAGUAUCUAAUGAAUUAUGAGUUCAAUACAUCUUGUUUAACAGAAAGACGAGUAUUCCUUGCUCAUUAUCAGACAAUCACUUAUUCACAAACCUCGUGUGGGGCUAAUAGUUUUCAUUUCCCAUCUCAUGGAAAACCCUUUUCGCUCCGAUUAGCCCUAUCCCCCUCUAGAGGUAUUUUAGUGAUAGGUUCUAUAGGAACUGGACGAUCCUAUUUGGUCAAAUACCUAGCGACAAACUCCUAUGUUCCUUUUAUUACGGUAUUUCUGAACAAGUUCCUGGAUAACAAGCCUAAAGGUUCUCUUAUUGAUCUUAGUGACGAUAUUUAUGCUAGUGCUAGUGACGAUAUUGAUGCUAGUGACUAUAUUGAUGCUAGUGACGAUAUCGAUUAUGACCUUGAUACGGAGCUGGAGCUGCUAACUAUGGAUAUGAUGCCGGAAAUAGACCCAUUUUCUAUCACCCUUCAAUUCGAAUUAGCAAAAGCAAUGUCUCCUUGCAUAAUAUGGAUUCCAAACAUUCAUGAUCUGGAUGUGAAUGAGUCGAAUUACUUAUCCCUCGGUCUAUUAGUGAACUAUCUCUCCAGGGAUUGUGAAAAAGGGUCUACUAGAAAUAUUCUUGUUAUUGCUUCGACUCAUAUUCCGCAAAAAGUGGAUCCCGCUCUAAUAGCCCCGAAUCAAUUAAAUACAUGCAUUAAGAUACGAAGGCUUCGUAUUCCACAACAACGAAAGCACUUUUUGACUCUUUCAUAUACUAGGGGAUUUCACUUGGAAAAGAAAAUGUUCCAUACUAAUGGAUUCGGGUCCAUAACCAUUGGUUCCAAUGUACGAGAUCUUGUAGCACUUAUCAAUGAGGCCCUAUCGAUUAGUAUUACACAGAAGAAAUCCAUUCUAGACACUAAUACAAUUCGAUCCGCUCUUCAUAGACAAACUUGGGAUUUGCGAUCCCAGGUAAGAUCGGUUCAGGAUCAUGGGAUCCUUUUCUAUCAGAUAGGAAGGGCUGUUGCACAAAAUGUACUUCUAAGUAAUUGCCCUAUAGAUCCUAUAUCUAUCUAUAUGAAGAAGAAAUCAUGUAACGAAGGGGAUUCUUAUUUGUACAAAUGGUACUUCGAACUUGGAACGAGCAUGAAGAAAUUAACGAUACUUCUUUAUGCGCAAAAAUCAGCUGUCGUGAGGGCAAUCGUGCUAGAACUGAGAGCUGUCGAGCAUCCGAGUGCAACAUUUAUCAGAGAGAGACUCAAGGUGUGGGGGAAAGCUUCAAGCUGUAGCAAAUCUCAAGGACGCUAG